Cyprinus carpio (common carp) is the source of this 1294-nucleotide messenger RNA. Its product is annotated as natterin-3. The record is from RefSeq and is a predicted model, not a curated record. Lineage: Eukaryota; Metazoa; Chordata; Actinopteri; Cypriniformes; Cyprinidae.
CAGAAAGCGUGAAGGCAGUUGAUGAUGGAUUUCAGCAUGAGGAUCAUGUUUGUGUUGCUGCUGAUCAGUCUACAGCUGACUGGAGGGGAUUUCAGUCCAUCCGGCGAAAGAGCUGAGCCUUCAAAGAGCCCUCAUCAGGUUCAUCGACGUGGAAAGUAUAGCGCUAAACAACAAUCUAAAUCUGAUGACAGCAAAAAUGUCAUCCAGAGUGCAACUGAACUCAACAGCUACUUGGAAUGGGUCACAUCAGCAGAAGUGCCAAAGGACGCAGUUUCUUUCAAGGAUAAGACAAACGAGUAUUACAUUGCUAAGCAUCUGCCACAAUGUGAGCUUUGCUUCUUUGACAAAGAGAAAAGCUCAUGUGUAACAUGGUCAUCCAAUGAAGUAAAUAAAAGCUUCAGACAUGUUUCUUAUAAUGAAAUUAUGUUUCUAGUAAACAAGGAUAACUUUGAAAUGAUGGAAUGGAAGGAAUGUACCAAUCAAAAGAUUCCACCUAUGUCAGUGGAGACUUGUAAUGGUUACUUUGUUGCUAAAAAUGCCUUCGGGUAUGUUAGAAUGACUGCACUCAGUUUAAUGAAGGAACCGGUUAAUGUACCAACUAAAGUCCUCACCUUAAACACUGACAUUAAAAUGCAGCAUUUACACGUUGUUGAAUAUUUAAUGUCAAGUGUAGUGACGGCAGAAAUCCUAGAAGUUCUUAAACAUUUCCAAGCUUCCAACAAGAAUUGCAAACCAGCCAAACAUACUGUAAAAUUGGAUCAAAACAUUGAUAAAAUAACUUCUUACCAAACAGGUAGAACCCAUAAAUUUGGAGUGAAUGCAGAGAUAUCAGUCAAUGGUACACUUCCAAAUAUAACGAAUAUUGGAGGAAAACUUGGGCUUAAAUAUGACUACAGUCGCUCUCGUUCUAAUACUGCAUCUGUAGUUGAGAAAACCCUGCACUCUGUGGGCAUGGAGGUGGAGGUUCCACCCAACCAUUCUUGCACCAUUGACAUUACAAGCAAUACCUUCACGGCUGAAGUCCCGUUCACUGGCGAAAUCACUAGAGUGUACAAAAACAACAAAAUACACAAGACCUUCAUCAACGGCACCUACAUCCAUCAGGAAGUAGCAGAACUUCAAACACUUGUGAAUCCCUGCCAACCUCUCUCUGAUAGAAGUAAGUGUUAGUCAAAACAUAGGCCUACAUAACCAGUGUGCAACUUCUCCAAAACAUGAUGUAUUGUGUAAGUGUAUGAUUAUAAUAGAAUGUCAUAAUCACAGAAUCAACAUUAAAUCAGCAUUGAACAGACUA